Messenger RNA from Periophthalmus magnuspinnatus, 2200 nucleotides. It is a transcript of the gene prxl2c, whose product is annotated as peroxiredoxin like 2C. The record is from RefSeq and is a predicted model, not a curated record. Lineage: Eukaryota; Metazoa; Chordata; Actinopteri; Gobiiformes; Gobiidae. Bases 29 to 703 code for a protein of 224 amino acids. The transcript has 6 exons.
GAGAGGGAGAAAGAACGCGCCUCAGAAAAUGGCAGAAGUUUCACCUAUAACGCGACAAAUAUCUAAAGACAACUACGACUUUGGAUCUGCAAGUGUAGAUUUCAGUCUGGAAGAAGUUGGAGAUUGUUUAGUUUUCAACAGACACGGAGUCGUAGUUCCGUUCAAGAAAUUAUAUCAAGACAGGAAAUCGAUCAUCAUUUUUGUACGGAAUUUCUUGUGCUACAGCUGUAAAGAAUAUGUUGAAGACUUGAGCAAAAUUCCAAGUGAGAUACUGCAGGAAGGCGACAUAAACCUUAUUGUGAUUGGUCAGUCUUCUCCUCAACAUAUAGAGCCAUUCUGCUCACUGACAGGAUACCCUUAUGAAAUAUAUGUGGAUCCAGAGAGGUGCAUUUAUCAGAAACUUGGUCUCAAAAGAGAAGCAAACUUCACAUCAUCAGGUCACAGCAGCCCACAUGUUAAAUCAGGUAUUUUCACUGGCCAAAUGAAAAGUAUAUGGAGGGCUAUGACCAGUCCAGCGUUUGACUUCCAGGGAGACUUACAUCAGCAAGGGGGGGCCAUGAUCGUAGGACCAGGCUCUAACAUCCAUUUCUUCCAUUGUGAUUCGAACCAUCUGGAUCACAUGCCCAUUAACUGGCUGCUGCAGCUGGCCGGAGUUCACCAGACCCUGGACUUUAGUCAUAAGCACAAAAUUAUCCACGUUUAGGCCCUGUAUUGUGCUCUCAAUACAGGUUUAGAUUCUACUCUACCACCUGCUCAGCAUUUGAAACUGUUGUGAGUCAGGGGCGGGGCCAUGGGGGGCCUUGAGGGGGCACUAGCCUUCCCUACAAUGGUCAAUGCACCCCCAGAGCUCCCCAAAGAUUUUUGCCCCACUUUUAUAGCACCAGGGCUGUUAUGAUAAUCACUAUAUCGACUAUGUUUCCAUAUAGUCUAUAUUUACUUCAGCGAUAUAUCAAACUUCAAAAUAUGUUAUGGUGACAGGCCUACAUAGCACAUGCUAUCUUGAUGAAAAAUGAGGGAUAACUCCAUUAAAAAAAUAAUUUCUUAUUAGCUUUUAUAACUCACUACAGGGGCUAACUACAUUUACACAAAUAUAAAACAUCAAAACAAACAUGGUGGGGGGAGUGGGGGUACACUCCAGAGUUAAAAGGCUCAAGUGAACACUGAAGACCUUAGCUUCCCCUUAGCUCCUCCAACCAAACAUGUCUGGCUCCGCCCCUGUUAUGAUCACAGUGCAGACAGAGAGUGUAAGAUCUGAUAUUGUGUUACUUACUAUUUUGAAUAAGCUGUUUUUAAGUUUGAAGUAUUUUUUUUAAUCUUUCCUGAGUAUUAUUAUUUAUCUUUUUUUAUUAUCUGUUACAAUUUCAUUGUAUAAUUUAGAUUUGAAAAACCAAAGCAGCACAAAAACAUGUACUUACUGGAUGCAGUGGUGAAAAGUAACAAAGUAAAAGUAGUAAAGUACUUUAGUAGUAGUUUUAGGUGUACUUAAGUGCAUUUUACAGUUUAUACUUUUUACUUUUACUUCACUAUAUUUGAGAGUUGGUAUCUACUCUCUACUUCACUAAAUUUUUGACCAGUACUGAAAAGUAAAAGUACUUUCAUCUGAUUUGAGGGGUUAUUUUUACCAUGUUCGUGGUAACAUCCUGACUAAAGUUUUCAAGUUCAAGCUUCAGCUUUGAGCAAACAAAAAUAAACAUGCAAAAUUCAUAAGAACAUUGAUUUCUAUUGUUACUGUGACCAAAAUAUGUCUCAGUUUUAAUCAGUAUCGCUACAUUUAACACUUUAUCUAACAUUUGUAUGAAAUACUUUUGACUCUUAAAGUACAUUUUUAAACAGGUACUUAAAUACUUUUACUUAACUAGAUUAUUUUUUUUACUUCUAUUUUUACUUGAGUAACUUUUUACCUCUGUAUCUGUGCUUUGACUUAAGUAACAAAGCUUACUUCGUCCACUGAUUGGAUGCAGGAAAGUAAAGUAAAAAUGUAGUUUUACAUUUUUACACGUCGCAAUAUGAAGCACUGACAUGUCGUUAUUGGCUGGAUUCUGUGAGGCAGCCACAUAACUGGUUUGUUUGGGUUUGUCAGUUUUAAUAGCCUGUAUUUAUUGUGCUGUGACGUGUUUGUUUCAUCUGAUAAAGUGCCUUUACAGUGUUGUUUCCAGUGUAACCCAGUGUAAUAACACUGUGACACAAACAUAAGCCCGCG